Molecule: messenger RNA, 1491 nt
Organism: Cannabis sativa
Lineage: Eukaryota; Viridiplantae; Streptophyta; Magnoliopsida; Rosales; Cannabaceae
Exons: 1
Coding region: 1-1491 (496 amino acids)
Source: RefSeq, a predicted model, not a curated record
AUGAUAGAGAUCAAAUCAUCCGACAAAUACGCAACACCUCUUUUCAAUGAGCUCAAUCCGGGCAUUGUGAGGCCAGAAAUUCAAGCUCCACAGUUUGAGUUGAAGCCAGUUAUGUUCCAGAUGCUUCAAACUGUGGGACAGUUUAGUGGCAUACCCACCGAAGAUCCUCACCUUCACCUUCGUCUAUUUAUGGAGGUGAGUGAUUCUUUCAAAUUUCCCGGAGUUACGGAGGAUGCCUUGAGAUUAAAGUUGUUCCCCUAUUCUUUGAGAGAUCAAGCCCGAGUUUGGUUGAACUCCUUGCCUUCUGCGUCGGUUACAACUUGGGAAGAAUUAGCAGAGCGGUUUUUGAUGAAGUAUUUUCCUCCCACUAAGAAUGCCAAGCUCCGGAAGGAAAUAACUUCCUUUCAACAAUUUGAAGAUGAGUCUUUGUAUGAGGCAUGGGAGAGGUUCAAGGAAUUGUUGCGAAAAUGCCCUCACCAUGGUAUUCCUCAUUGCAUCCAAAUGGAAACAUUUUACAACGGUCUCAAUGCUCAUACUCGCAUGGUGGUUGAUGCUUCGGCAAAUGGUGCUUUACUUGCCAAGUCCUAUAAUGAGGCCUAUGAUAUUAUUGAGAGAAUUUCCAACAACAAUUAUCAGUGGCCCACUACUAGAGUACCUUUGGGGAAGAGGGUUGCCGGUGUUAUUGAAGUUGAUGCCAUUACUGCUUUAUCUGCCCAAGUUGCUUCUAUGCCAAAUAUGAUCAAAAAUAUGAGCAUGGGUCAACAAAUGGGUCAACAGAAUGUUUCCUCACCUGUGGGACAACUUGAGGAGGUUUCUUGUGUUUUUUGUAGUGAGGCUCAUACCUUUGACAAUUGCCCAUUCAAUCCUGCAUCUGUGUUUUACAUGGGAAGUCAGAAUGUCUACAACCAAACAUACAAGCAACACCCAAACUUGGCAUACAGAAAUCAAGGGGCUGGUACUAGUAAUUCAUCUAUGCUUCCUAGAUCCAACUUUCCACUUGGUUUUUCUCAACAAGCCUUUCAACAAACACAACAACAAGGUGUCCAAACAAGUUCUCUUGAGAGUAUGAUGCGUGAUUUCAUGGUCAAGACAGAAAAUUUCAUGACAAGAACUGAGAGUUAUAUGGCGAAGAAUGACACUGCGAUCCAAAGUCAAGCAACCUCCAUGAGAACUCUAGAAAAUCAAGUUGGGCAACUAGCUAAUGAGCUUCGAAAUAGGCCACAAGGUACUUUGCCUAGUGAUACUGAAAAUCCAAGAAGAGAUGGAAAGGAGCAUUGCAAGGCGGUGACCUUGAGGAGUGGCAAAAAUCUAGAGCCAAAUGAGGAAGAAACUAAGGAUCAAAAUGAGCCCACUUCAAUCCAAAGUCGAGUAGAGAAAAAUGUUGAACCUUCUAAUAUGGAAAAGGAGCAACCUGAAGAAAAUGCUGCAGCAAUUCCUCAUCAAAAUGCAGCAGAAAAGUUACUUAGCAAGCCACCCCCACCAUUUCCUUAA